Chaetomium fimeti is the source of this 1345-nucleotide messenger RNA. RefSeq lists its product as uncharacterized. The transcript has a single exon. Gene Ontology annotation, cellular component: nucleus. NCBI's taxonomy places the organism in Eukaryota, Fungi, Ascomycota, Sordariomycetes, Sordariales, Chaetomiaceae. The record is from RefSeq and is a predicted model, not a curated record. Bases 87 to 1031 code for a protein of 314 amino acids.
CGUCUUUCUGUAACUCUUAUUUCGGGCCAAGCCCCCUUCAUACAACGAACCUGCCCCCUCAACAAAACAGUCACAGAGAUCAAGUCAUGUCAUCGACGAUUCUUGUAGCCGGUGCGACGGGUAAUACCGGACAGGGCGUUGUCACGACCUUGUCCAAGCUCCUCGAAUCGAGCAAUUCCUUCUCGAAGCACAAGAUCAUAGCCCUUACCCGGUCUUCUCGCAGCACAGCGGCACAGAAACUCGCGGCCCUACCCAGGGUCGACAUUAUCGAGUACCCUUGGGCUGAGAUCACCGCAGACUGGUUCCGCCAUCACAACGUUGUCCGCGCCUUCAUCGCGUCCCACAUAGAGACCAGCCACUUCGCAGAAGAGUCAACGUUCCUCCUAGAGGCGCUCAAAGCAGGUCUGGAGUAUGUUGUGCGAAUCUCUACGACAGCUACCAACGUGCGCCCUGACUGCAACGCCUACUACGCAAGGGCCCAUUGGGCAAUUGAGGCUAUGCUUAGCUCGCCCGCGUUCACGGGCUUACGGUGGACGUCGCUGCAGCCGAAUGUUUUCUCGCCAGUCUUUCUUCAGCCUGCUGUCGCCUUGGUCGACGAGUUCCGCAGGACUGGCAAAGUAGGCGCCUUGCGCUUGACCGCCUCCGAGGACGCACCCGUCGCUCUCAUUGAUCCAAUCGAGAUCGGAAUAUUCGCAGCCCACCUGCUGGUGGAAGAAGACGUGAUUCGGCACGACAAAGCAAAAUACGUUCUGAAUGGUCCGGAAGAUAUCAGUGGGCGGCAGAUCGUGGAUUUGGUCGAGCAAGAGAUUGGCGUCAAGAUUGAGAACGUUGUGUUCAAGGACGUGUCCUGGGUUGAUUAUGUGGUGGCACAGAGCUCGGCGCCCAAGUCCAUUGUCAGCUCUCUCAAGUUCGCUCCAGUCACAACUUGGGAGGGAAAGUGCACCGCCUCCACAACAAGUCAGGAAGUAUUGCGUCUGGCCGCGCCGAAGGUUACGCCCACGGACUACUUCAAAACCAUGCUGCAGAAGUAGUAAAGCAAUAUAGGCACCCUGCCAUACCAAAAGAAUACAGCUACACUCUCUAGGUAUACUUGGGCUCAGUCAAGGACAAAGCAGUAAUCCAGGUUCGCUGCAAGGAACCACUUUCAGAAGAGUUACAGCGUAGUGAUCCGGCAAAGUCGAGGCCACUGAUGCUGCUGCCGUCCUCGCAGUACAUAGUCUUCAAACUCCAGCCAAUGAAUUUGAAACGCCACCGAAGGCUUGCAAAACAGGUGCCGUGGCAAUUCAAUUCAGGACCAGCCACCGCCCAACUGUCCGUCUUCCCGUCGCUAGCAAUGCAACAACUG